UCCAGUUAUAAGAUGGGGACGCUAACGUGCGCCGAUUUUCAGAGUCCGCCAUGGCUACCAGAGACCAGAAAAAGAGAAUACCACUCUUUCCCUUAGUCUCUCUUCUCUGCUUCGCUUCUAUCUUCUUCGUCCUCUCUUUUUCCAGAAGGCCCUUCCUCUCUCGCCAAACCUCCCAGCUCAAACCCAACCUCAUAUCCCACCCGACCCCACCAUCCGGAUCCUGCAAUUAUACGCAAGGUUCCUGGAUCUACGACCCGAAUUGGAGGUCCGAGAGGUACGAUGGUACCUGCAAGGAGAUAUUUAAAGGAUGGAAUUGUAUUGCUAGUAAUAAAUCCAAUGCCAGAGAAAUUCUCAAGUGGCGGUGGCAGCCUAAGGGCUGCGAUCUUCCACCGUUCGAUCCCGUCUGGUUCUUGGAGACUUAUAGAGACACCAACAUUGGAUUCGUUGGCGAUUCCUUGAAUAGGAAUAUGUUUGUGUCUCUUUUUUGCGCACUGAAACGGGUUUCAAGCGAAGUGAAAAAGUGGCGUCCUGCUGGGGCUGAUCGUGGGUUUACGUUUCUUCACUACAAUCUUACUAUUGCAUACCAUCGAACAAAUCUUUUAGCGCGUUAUGGUAGUUGGUCAGCUAAUGCUAAUGGUGGUGAGUUGGAAUCCCUUGGAUAUAAAGAGGGCUAUAGAGUUGACAUGGACAUUCCCGACGGCACAUGGGCAAAUGCUCCCAGCUUCCACGAUAUUCUAAUCUUUAACACUGGACAUUGGUGGUGGGCUCCUUCAAAAUUUGACCCUGUAACGUCACCCAUGCUUUUCUUUGAGAGGGGCCAGCCUGUGAUCCCACCCUUAACCCCUGAUGUUGGGCUGGACAAGGUUUUGAAAUACAUGAUACUGUUUGUUGAGAAAAACAUGCAUCCAGGUGGGCUCAAGUUCUUUCGUACACAAUCUCCUAGACAUUUUGAAGGAGGUGACUGGGACCAGGGUGGUUCCUGUCUACGACUAAAACCUUUAUUGCCUGAGCAAGUUGAAGAACUCUUCUCUAUAAAGAACAAUGGAACAAAUGUGGAAUCCCGUUUGGUGAAUCAACACCUCUUCAAGGCCAUUGAGGGUUCUAAUUUCCAUAUUUUGGAUAUAACCCACAUGACUGAGUUCAGGGCAGAUGCUCAUCCAUCCACUGCUGGUGGGAAGAGGCAUGAUGACUGCAUGCACUGGUGCUUACCGGGAAUAACGGAUACUUGGAAUGACUUGUUCAUAAUGCAUCUAAACAGUAUCAAGGUUAGAAACUAAUGUACUAUUAAUUAUUUUUUUUUCCACAAAUUGAGUUCUCUUGGUUCUUUGUUCUACUAAAUGCAGUGAUCACAUAUUGAGACACUUACUGACACAAAUGAUAAAGCUGAAAAUUUCUAACUGAAAAUUAGGAGAUGCUGAAAAUGUUUUGAUAGCA
This is a messenger RNA of Hevea brasiliensis (rubber tree), 1434 nucleotides long. Its product is annotated as protein trichome birefringence-like 13. The record is from RefSeq and is a predicted model, not a curated record. NCBI's taxonomy places the organism in Eukaryota, Viridiplantae, Streptophyta, Magnoliopsida, Malpighiales, Euphorbiaceae. Gene Ontology annotation, cellular component: Golgi apparatus. The coding region runs from base 51 to 1277 and encodes 408 amino acids. The transcript is spliced from 6 exons. Gene Ontology annotation, molecular function: O-acetyltransferase activity.